AUGCAACCACUCAUUCUCCUGUCUCGCACUUCAAGAGCUGCCCCGCAUCGCCUAGCUUCCCUGUCGCGUCAGCUAUCUACCACAGUCGCUGCCAUGGCUCCCAUCGUCAGAGAAACGGAUUAUCUCGUCCUUGGCGGAGGCAGCGGCGGCUUGGGCUCGGCCCGUAUGGCCAGCUCAAAGUUCGGCGCAAAGACUCUUGUUGUCGAGGCGUCUCGCCUGGGAGGGACCUGCGUAAAUGUUGGUUGUGUCCCCAAAAAAGUCACCUUCAACGCCGCUGCCAUUGCCGAGACCCUCCACGAUGCCAAAUCCUACGGCUUCUCCGUCCAGCAGACGGCUCCUUUUGACUGGACCACGUUCAAGAACAAGCGCGACGCGUACGUCAGGCGCCUCAACGGCAUCUACGAGCGUAACCUCGGCAACGACAAGGUCGAAUACUUGCACGGCCGGGGCCGUCUGGUGUCCAGCAACCAGGUCGAGGUCACGCAAGACGACGGCAGCAAGGUGCUGGUCAACGCCAAGAAGAUCCUGAUUGCUGUCGGCGGCCGCCCCAGCUCCCCGCCGCAGAUCCCGGGUGCCCAGCUGGGAAUCAACAGCGACGGAUUCUUCGACAUUGACAAGCAGCCCAAGAAGGUGGCCAUUGUCGGUGCCGGCUACAUUGCCGUCGAGUUUGCGGGCAUGUUCAAUUCCCUGGGCACAGAAACCCACCUGUUCAUCCGUGGAAAGACGUUUCUCCGCCACUUUGACCCCAUGAUUCAGGAGUCGGUCACAAAGGAGUACGAGCGCCUGGGAGUCAAGCUGCACAAGGAGUCGCAAGCCACCAAGAUUGCAAAGGACGCCGACGGCAAGCUGGUCGUGACCUACAAGGACGGGCAAGGCAACGAGAGCUCCGUCUCCGACGUGGACCACCUGAUUUGGGCCGUGGGGCGGGUUCCGGAAACCCAACACAUCGGCUUGCAAGAAGCUGGCGUCAAGCUCAACGACAAGGGGUACGUCGUGGUCGACGAGUACCAAAACAGCAGCGUCGACGGCAUCUACGCUCUCGGCGACGCGACCGGACAGGUAGAGCUCACCCCGGUCGCGAUUGCGGCCGGCCGCAAGCUGGCCCAGCGGCUGUUUGGACCGGCCGAGUUCUCCACGCGAAAGCUCGACUACAGCAACAUCCCAUCCGUCGUGUUUGCCCACCCGGAAGUCGGCAGCGUCGGCCUCACCGAACCGCAGGCCGUUGAAAAGUACGGCAAGGACAACAUCAAGGUGUACAAGACGAGCUUCACUGCCAUGUACUACGCCAUGAUGGACGCUGACGACAAGGGCCCUACCAACUACAAGCUGAUUGUUGCGGGACCGGACGAGAAGGUGGUGGGACUUCACAUCAUGGGUCUGGGGAGCGGUGAGAUGCUGCAAGGGUUUGGCGUUGCCAUCAAGAUGGGCGCAACCAAGGCAGACUUUGACAGCUGUGUUGCCAUCCACCCGACGAGCGCCGAAGAGCUGGUGACUUUGAAGUAG
Messenger RNA from Ustilaginoidea virens, 1503 nucleotides. RefSeq lists its product as uncharacterized. The transcript is spliced from 2 exons. Gene Ontology annotation, biological process: cellular response to oxidative stress; glutathione metabolic process; cell redox homeostasis. Gene Ontology annotation, molecular function: NADP binding; flavin adenine dinucleotide binding; glutathione-disulfide reductase (NADPH) activity. Bases 1 to 1503 code for a protein of 500 amino acids. The record is from RefSeq and is a predicted model, not a curated record. Gene Ontology annotation, cellular component: cytosol; mitochondrion. NCBI's taxonomy places the organism in Eukaryota, Fungi, Ascomycota, Sordariomycetes, Hypocreales, Clavicipitaceae.